ACAGGGCACGGAGUGAAACCCGAUCGUCCACGGGGCGGGAGCAAAAGCCGGCGAAGCAGCGACUUCUGUGUAUCCGUGCGGCUGCCGCGGCCUCGGCAGCUCCUCCUCCCGGGUCUCUGGGUGCCGCUGGGCCGGGUGUCUCCAGAGGAGGGCCUUGCCCGGAUGUACUACACACUGACUCAUAAUCCAAUCGACACCGCCGCGGCAGGCAGCGAGACACACACACACACACACACACACACACAGAGCCGGGCUCCCGCUUCGCUCUCCGCCUCCCCUCCCCGACAGCAGGGGCCGGCCUGGAACGCACGUAGCCCCCCGCCCCUGCCGCCGCGCGCACCCCGAGGCGCCGGGGACGGGCACUUGCUCCCGGGCUGCUCCCGCCGCCGCCGCCCAGCGCUAGCCGCCGCCCCGCCCCGCCGGGUCCCCGGUGCUCCCGCGUGUCCCUCCCCGGCCGCUGGCUAGAGGCGCAGGCAGCUGCCCUGAGCAGGACCCAGAGAGCGGCUCUCCUCCGGGCAGGAACAUGGCAGAUAAUCUAAGUGACGCCUUGAAGAAGCUGAAGAUAACAGCCAUUGACAGCACAGCAGAUAGCUUGGAAGGAUGCUUGGAUUGCCUGCUUCAAGCCCUGGCUCAAAACAAUACCGAGACAAGUGAAAAAAUCCAAAAAAGUGGGAUUCUUCAGGUGUUUGCAAGUCUGUUGACUCCACAGUCUUCCUGCACGGCAAAAGUAGCUAACAUCAUAGCAGAAGUAGCCAAAAAUGAAUUUAUGCGGAACUCAUGUGUGGAUGCUGGGUUGAUCCCUCCACUGGUGCAGCUCUUAAACUGCAAAGACCAGGAAGUGUUGCUUCAGACAGGACGUGCCCUGGGCAAUAUAUGCUAUGAUAGCCAUGAGGGCAGGAGUGCAGUUGACCAUGCAGGUGGUGCACAGAUUGUAGUAGACCAUUUAAGGUCACUGUGCAGUAAAACAGAUCCAGCCAAUGAGAAGCUCUUGACUGUCUUUUGUGGCAUGCUGAUGAACUAUAGCAAUGAGAAUGAUACCCUGCAAUCUCAACUUAUCAAUAUGGGCGUUAUCCCUACGUUAGUGAAAUUGUUGGGCGUUCAUUGUCAAAAUGCAGCUCUGACUGAAAUGUGCCUUGUUGCAUUUGGCAAUUUAGCAGAACUUGAAUCAAGCAAAGAGCAGUUUGCCUACACAAACAUUGCUGAAGAGAUUGUAAAACUAUUCAAGAAACAAAUAGAACAUGACAAAAAAGAGAUGAUUUUUGAAGUUUUGGCUCCUCUGGCAGAAAAUGAUAUCAUUAAACUGCAGCUGGUUGAAGCGGGCCUGGUUGAGUGUCUACUUGAGAUUGUCCAGAAGACUGUAGACAGUGACAAAGAGGAUGACAUAGCUGAGCUUAAAACAGCCUCUGAUCUUAUGGUUUUACUACUACUCGGAGAUGAAUCCAUGCAAAAGUUAUUUGAAGGAGGAAAAGGCAGCGUCUUCCAAAGGGUGCUUUCAUGGAUUCCUUCCAAUAACCAUCAGCUACAGCUUGCAGGAGCACUGGCUAUUGCAAAUUUUGCAAGAAAUGAUGGAAACUGCAUCCAUAUGGUGGAUAAUGGGAUAGUUCAAAAGCUGAUGGAUCUACUAGACAGACAUGUGGAAGAUGGAAAUGUAACUGUGCAGCAUGCAGCACUGAGUGCACUCAGAAACCUGGCUAUUCCUGUUGUAAAUAAGGCUAAGAUGCUAUCAGCUGGCGUUGCAGAAGCAGUACUUAAAUUUCUCAGAUCGGAGAUGCCCCCGGUUCAAUUCAAGCUGCUGGGAACGUUAAGAAUGUUAAUAGAUGCACAAGCAGAAGCUGCUGAACAGCUGGGAAAGAAUGUGAAAUUGGUUGAACGGUUGGUGGAAUGGUGUGAAGCCAAGGAUCAUGCAGGUGUGAUGGGGGAGUCAAACAGACUGCUUUCUGCACUUAUACGACAUAGCAAAUCAAAAGAUGUAAUUAGGACCAUUGUUCAGAGCGGUGGCAUCAAGCAUUUAGCUACCAUGGCAACUAGUGAACACGUAAUAAUGCAAAACGAAGCUCUUGUCGCUUUGGCACUAAUAGCAGCGUUAGAAUUAGUCACUGCUGAGAAGGAUCUCGAAAAUGCUAAACUAGUCCAGAUUCUACACAGACUGCUCUCAGAUGAGAGGAGUGCUCCAGAAAUCAAAUACAACUCCAUGGUGUUGAUCUGUGCUCUUAUGGGAUCUGCUUGGACGUUGGGCCUCUACUAGAUACACUGGGCCUAGUUCUCCACUCACACUGGCUGUACACGGACAUAACUCCACUGACUAUGGUGAAGUCCCUCCUAAUUUACAGUGUUGAGAGAGAAGGAAAUCAACUCUACCAUGUGUACAGAAGGCUGUAUAACAACUCAGUGCUGGAUAAUAUUAGAGUACAUUUUUUGCAUGAUAAGUAAUAUGUAAUAGUAAUUACUCAGUCUAUAGUUCCUGCAUGGUGCUGAGUUCUCCCUAAUUUCCGGACCUCAGGGGCACUCAGCACUUUGGCGUACACGCAUAUAGCAGGGAGUUUAGCAUUUGCCUUUAACUCCAUGUUUCCUAUCACUUGCACACUUAGUUUUUCUUAACACUACAGUAAAGUUAGGGUUGGUUCUCUCCCCCUCACCCCGAGUAAGGAAUCUCCUUAUUUUUGUUUUAAAUGAAAAAAAUUAAAAGAAAAAAUUAAAAAACCAGACAUGCUAGAAAAUGGAAAAAGAAAAUACAAAGAAUAAAUGGAAAUGGGUGAUAAAAGAAACAAGCACUGCUAAAAUACUUAAAAUGGUGCCUGCAUGUCACCUCUUUGCUUGGGGUGGGGGGCUCUCCCUCCCCGGGGAAAGCCCUGUGCUCUAUAGGCCUUAACUGCUCAUGCCAACAUUCUGAGCCACUUUACUCUAGGGCACUGUGUAAAGAUGAACAAAACCUGUUCUAACAGCCCCUGUAAACAGGACACCUUUAAAC
Molecule: messenger RNA, 2968 nt
Organism: Chelonia mydas (Green sea turtle)
Lineage: Eukaryota; Metazoa; Chordata; Testudines; Cheloniidae
Gene: RAP1GDS1
Product: Rap1 GTPase-GDP dissociation stimulator 1
Exons: 15
Coding region: 524-2245 (573 amino acids)
Biological process (GO): positive regulation of GTPase activity
Cellular component (GO): cytosol
Molecular function (GO): guanyl-nucleotide exchange factor activity; protein binding
Source: RefSeq, a predicted model, not a curated record